AUGUGUGAACAAGAAUGCAAGCACGAAGACACCAUGUGCAACGUGCCAUAUCGAAGUGCUGUCGGAGGCAUCAUGUAUCUCAUGGUCGCCACACGUCCGGAUCUAGCUGCUGCAGUGGGAUCAUUAUCCCAGUUCUCGUCCGACCCAUGCCCGACUCACUGGCAAGCUUUGAAGCGUGUGCUGAGAUACCUGCAAGCAACGCCCAAUCAUGGUCUUGAGUUUACACGUGAAGAAGGAAGCCGUAUCUGCGGGUACACCGACGCAGACUGGGCCGGCGACAUUGAGUCAAGACGAAGUACAAGCGGCUAUGUGUUCAUGAUGAGCGGAGGAUGCAUCAGCUGGAAAAGCCAGAAACAACGGACGGUCGCGCUAUCUUCAACAGAAGCAGAAUACAUGGCGCUUUCCGAAGCAACCAAAGAAGCAGUAUGGCUCAAGGUGCUUUUGGGGAACUUGGUGAGAUGA
Messenger RNA from Peronospora matthiolae, 462 nucleotides. The record is from the annotation of a GenBank genome assembly. NCBI's taxonomy places the organism in Eukaryota, Oomycota, Peronosporomycetes, Peronosporales, Peronosporaceae.